AGGGCUACCACCCCGGCGCCGCGCCGCGGCAGGGCGUCAGCCCUGCCAGGAGCGGCGCCGCGGCCGGCGAUGCGCUCCAGGAGGGGCAAGCGGACGACCUGGGCGGCCUCGGCUUCGGCGACCUGGGAUGGAGUACCAUCCAGGGCUACGUCUUCGGAGUGGACGGCAAUGUCGCCGCCGACGAGGACGAAGGCAGCUCUGAAGAGUACAACGUCUGGGGAGACGAGGAAGACGGCGAGGACCUGCAACGCCGCAUCAGCGAGUCCAAGGACAGCGUCAACAUUCUGGCCAGGGGGGGCGUUCGAAGGCGGCUGCUCCCGGCGUCGAUGUCCGCGCUGAACGCGGGCCAGGGCGCCCGUGCUCGGAGGCGGCCGCGCCCGCGAGCUGCUGACCCCCCCCAGCGGCCGC
Prorocentrum cordatum is the source of this 408-nucleotide messenger RNA. NCBI's taxonomy places the organism in Eukaryota, Dinophyceae, Prorocentrales, Prorocentraceae. The record is from the annotation of a GenBank genome assembly.